Messenger RNA from Orycteropus afer afer, 771 nucleotides. RefSeq names its product prodynorphin (gene PDYN). The record is from RefSeq and is a predicted model, not a curated record. Bases 1 to 771 code for a protein of 256 amino acids. Gene Ontology annotation, cellular component: plasma membrane; neuronal cell body; dendrite. The transcript has 2 exons. Gene Ontology annotation, molecular function: opioid receptor binding. Gene Ontology annotation, biological process: sensory perception; chemical synaptic transmission; neuropeptide signaling pathway. NCBI's taxonomy places the organism in Eukaryota, Metazoa, Chordata, Mammalia, Tubulidentata, Orycteropodidae.
AUGGCCUGGCAGGAGCUGUUGCUGGCUGCUUGCCUCCUUGUGCUCCCCUCCGUCUCCGCAGAUUGCCUGUCCCCGUGUUCCUUGUGUGCAGUGAAGACCCAGGAUGCGCCCAAGCCUAUCAAGCCCCUGGUUUGCUCCCUGGAAUGCCAGACCUCCCUGCUGCCCUCUGGGGAGUGGGAGAGAUGCCAGGGCUUCCUGUCUGUUUUCACCUCCUUCGCCCUUGGGCUCAAUGGCAAGGAAGACUCAAAGAGCAAGGCCAUUUUGGAAGAUCCCUAUGGUGAGCUGGUCAAGCACACUGGGCCCUUCCUGAAGAAGCUGGAGAAAAACAAAUUCCUCCCCAGCACCCCCACGAGGGAGAAUUCUCUGAGCCAGACCCUGGAGGAGAAGCUCAGGGGUCUCUCAGGCAGGUUUGGGGAGGGAGCAGAGUCGGAGCUAAUGGGCGAUGCACAACUGGAAGAUGGUGUGAUGGAGGCAGAGGCACUUGGGUCUGAUGAAGAGGAUUCCAAGAAGCAGGUCAAACGCUACGGGGGAUUCUUGCGUAAAUAUCCCAAGAGGAGCUCAGAGGUGGCUGGGAAUGGGGAUGGGGAUGGGGAUACGGCAGCCCAUGAAGACCUGUACAAACGCUAUGGGGGCUUCCUGCGGCGCAUCCGUCCCAAGCUCAAAUGGGACAACCAGAAGCGCUAUGGUGGCUUUCUCCGGCGCCAGUUCAAGGUGGUGACUCGGUCUCAGGAAGACCCCAAUGCCUACUCCGGAGAGCUUUUUGAUGUGUAA